Molecule: messenger RNA, 2309 nt
Organism: Rhinichthys klamathensis goyatoka
Lineage: Eukaryota; Metazoa; Chordata; Actinopteri; Cypriniformes; Leuciscidae
Gene: ugt5g1
Product: UDP glucuronosyltransferase 5 family, polypeptide G1
Exons: 2
Coding region: 455-2041 (528 amino acids)
Molecular function (GO): UDP-glycosyltransferase activity
Source: RefSeq, a predicted model, not a curated record
UAUACUGGUAAUGCCUCAAACAAAGAUCAAGACUAAUGUGCUAAAAAGCCGAUAUUUUCAUAAUGUGUUAGGUGAUAUCUGUGGGCACAUGGUUCGAUAUAUCUUGUUAAACGGCCUCUUGAUGGUAUGUUUCUUAUUUUGGUAUGGAUUAAUAGAGUGUUUGAGGUUUGAUGUUGGGCUGAAUGCGCAUAUUUGAGCUACACCGUGCAGAUAGGUUGGAAAAGAAAGCCAGUGGGAGGAGCUGGAGGGGAUUUGAUGUGGGAUUUAGGAAAGGAAGAGAAAGAGAGAAGUUCCUAACAGUAAGGACUCGGCCAUCAAGGAUGAGACAAGUAUCUUGUACUGAACAGCUGCAGAGUUUUCGUUUUUGCUUGUUACCUCAAGAGAUUUCUACGAUAUAAUUUGUUCCAGCUAACAAAUGGAUUAUUAUCUGAAAACACGAACAGCUUUCUAAAAGAUGGAUUUGAGGUCGACGCAACUCUCUGCACUGACUUGUCUACUCUUUGUGUCGUGCUGUUGUCAUGGUGGAAAUAUCCUGGUGUUGCCCGAGGAUGGCAGUCACUGGGUGAACAUGCAAGUGAUUAUGAGGAAUCUCCACACCCACGGCCAUAGCCUCACAGUGGUGCGUCCGUCUAAAAGUUGGUACAUCCAAGAGAAUUCCUCCCUCUACAACACCAUCACCAUCAACCCAAUGGAGACCGAAGACGUCGGCCCUGACUACUUUAAGAUGUUGAUAGAGAGGUCGCUAGCACUGCAAAGGAUGUCGCCCUUCGUUCGUUUCUUUGAACAACAGAAGGAUAUCACCAAUAUGCUGAAAGUGUUUCACAACGGAGCUCUUCAAAUGAUUUCGGCCAUUUUGGAUGAUGCAUCGCUUGUCGAACGCUUGCGAGAGGCCAAGUUUGACCUGCUUCUAACAGACCCGGCGUUCCCAAUCGGAGUCCUUUUAGCCAAUUUCCUCCACCUUCCCUUGGUUUACAAUGUACGUUGGCUAAAUGCUGGGGAUGCUCACAUGCAAAUCGCUCCAUCACCUCCAUCCUACAUCCCAAUGUAUAAUUCAUUGCUCCACGACCACAUGAGCUUCAUGCAACGGACGGAAAAUGUCGUACGGCAUCUGUUCAGCCUACUUCAGGAGCGAUACAUAAUCGUGCCAAUUUACAGCGAACUGCUUGAGCGCCACUUCCCGCCUGGCACUGAUCUUCUCUCAGUGCAGCAAUCUGCUGACAUUUGGUUGAUGAGAGUGGACUUUGUCUUUGAGUUUCCACGACCCACCAUGCCUAACGUGGUCUACAUCGGUGGCUUUCAAUGUCAGCCGGCUCAAGCCCUUCCCGAGGAUCUGGAAGAGUUUAUGCAGAGCUCUGGAGAGCAUGGAGUAGUCAUCAUGUCUUUAGGAGCUGUGGUCGGUGCUCUCCCUAAAACGAUCACAGAAGCCAUUGCUACAGCCUUUGCUGAGAUCCCUCAGAAAGUCGUGUGGAGGUACCAUGGGGAACGACCCUCGACCUUGGGAAACAACACUUUACUCCUAGAGUGGUUUCCUCAGAAUGAUCUCCUGGGCCAUCCGAAGACUCGCGUGUUUGUAUCUCAUGGCGGCACCAAUGGUAUCUUUGAAGCGAUUUACCAUGGAGUCCCGGUCUUAGCGUUACCGAUCCUCUUUGACCAGUUUGACAACGUUCUGCGGCUGCAGGUCCGAGGUGCGGCUCGAGUGCUUCACGUCGCAACGCUCACGUCGCAAGAAUUCCUCGAAGGCCUCAAAGACGUCCUGGAGAACCCGCUGUACCAAAGCAACAUCCGCAAACUGUCAGAGUUGCAUCGCGAUCGGCCCUUGUCUCCUCUUGAUAGUGCCACUUUUUGGAUUGAGUAUGUCAUGAGACACAAAGGAGCAGCUCAUCUUCGCUCUGAGGCGAAUAAUUUGCCUUGGUACUCGUACCACAACCUAGAUGUGUUGGCAUUUCUACUGGCGUUCACUGCGAUUGCUCUUUUGACCUCAGUAUAUGUCUGCAAGCUUUUGUGUGGCAGGAAGUCAAUCAAAAAGAGGAAGGUGGACUGAACUGAACUUUUGAUAUGCUCUUGUUCUAUAUGUACUUAUUGCAAAACUGGGUGUAACUCAAUUAAAUGUCAUGCAGUUUACAAAAAUCUUUUUCUAUCCAACUACGGUCCAUUCAGGGUUUUCACAUGAAAUCUGAUUUCCCAAGUUAUGAAAUGGCGAAACAUUUGCUGAUAAAUGCAUUCUGGCCGAGGUCAUGGGUUUGAUUCCCAGGGAAUGCAUGCACUGAUAGUCUCAUACAUGGUGAAUACAUACGCUUGUUUCAUUACUG